This is a messenger RNA of Colletotrichum navitas, 753 nucleotides long. RefSeq lists its product as uncharacterized. NCBI's taxonomy places the organism in Eukaryota, Fungi, Ascomycota, Sordariomycetes, Glomerellales, Glomerellaceae. The transcript has a single exon. The coding region runs from base 110 to 667 and encodes 185 amino acids. The record is from RefSeq and is a predicted model, not a curated record.
GUCAAGCAUGACCAGGGGCGCCGACUAGCGAGCCCACGCGCCCGUCUUUCCAGAACGUUGGCUGGAAAGACAAGAUGCGCAUGGCUGCAGUCCUUCAUCGUGGCAGAGAAUGACCGGACGGCCUGAUCAACCCAGAAACGGACUCCCUGUCCUUGACGAAGGGGGGAAGAGGGGGGGAGGAGAGCGGGCGCAUACGUCAGGUUCUGACCUUGUUCAGGCCCGUAUCCGGCCAAGUCGAAGUUUUCGAAUCGCAAUCAAGGGAGCUUCAGAAUCGCAUUGUUCGGGCCUGACGGAACAUGCUUAUUGGACCGCACCAUGCAGAAGAGGUCGACUUCGACCGGGGCUUAGCAAGCAUGUCUUGUGGCGAUCGGACGAGUUUAUCAACGGUGUAAUGUACGUGGAGAAUACUUGUACACUAGAGCGGCAUCCUGGCUCGCCUCGCCUCGCCUCGCCUUGCCUUGCCCUUGCAUUCUGCACUCUUUGUCAAUUGUCAAUAUGGCUCCUGCUCGCUUUUUGUUGUGGCAGUGGCAAACAGUACCGAAGGAGGUUGAGGGGACACUUUUGCCGCGUAUCGAUGCGCGUACCGUGGUGGGAUGGGAACCUCCCAAGGGGUUUGCCGUACGGAUCGUACGAUAACCCCCCCUUUCGAGGUCGGCAACCAAGAUGAUAUUCGAAAAACUGAAGCAAGGACGGGUCAUGCAGGGGGUCCGUCAUGGCAGACAGUAGGGGAAAAAAACACACACAUAGGCAGAA